Molecule: messenger RNA, 1523 nt
Organism: Chiroxiphia lanceolata (lance-tailed manakin)
Lineage: Eukaryota; Metazoa; Chordata; Aves; Passeriformes; Pipridae
Product: ficolin-2-like
Exons: 5
Coding region: 1-1116 (371 amino acids)
Source: RefSeq, a predicted model, not a curated record
AUGUCGGCCCCGGCCCGGAAGUCCGCCAAGCCCACAGUAAAGAUGGCGCCGCCAGGAGCGGAACUUAGCGGAGACCACACUAAAGAUGGCGGCCCCGGUCCGGAAGUUCGCCCCAGGCCACACUCAAGAUGGCGCCGCCGGGACCGCAACUUGGCCGAGAGCACACUCAAGAUGGCGCGACCCACGGCGGCAGAUCCGACCGAGAUCGUCCCCGGGGUAAGCGGCGGGGGCGCGGCGGGGGCGCGGCCGCUCUUCGGCCUCUCCCGCGGCCAGCGGGGACCGCGGGCAGGGGAAGCGACAGGCAAGUUUCUCGCCUCUGCGGAGAAACUUGCACCUGCGUGCCGCCGCAGGGCCGGGUUCGGGGACACCUCCCGCUAUCCCAGGGAAUCCAACCUUUCCUUGGACACUCCCAGGGAUGUGGAUCCCACACUCUUCCCACCCUCCGCACGGAUCCCCCGAGGCUUCCACCCCUCCAGUUCCUCUCCGUGCCCCCCCCCCCCGCCAUGUUUUCCCUGGACACUCCCAUUCUCCCUGGACAUUCCCGGUGUCCCGGCAGGGGGGGGUUGGACGGUGAUCCAGCGGCGCCAGGACGGCUCCGUGGAUUUCAACCGGACGUGGAGUGAGUACCGGGACGGCUUCGGGGCCCUGAGCGGGGAGUUCUGGCUGGGCAACGACAACAUCCACCGGCUCACCAGCCAGGGGGACUAUUCCCUACGGAUCGACCUGGAGGACUGGAACAACAAGCACAAACACGCCUUCUACCAGCUCUUCAGCAUCGAGGACGAGGAGAACUACUACCGGCUGCACGUGGACGGGUUCAGCGGCACGGUGGAGGAUUCCUUCGCCUGGUACCACGACAAGAGGAGCUUCAGCACCCCCGAUUCCGGCAACAUCUGCGCCGAGAUCUCCCACGGCGGCUGGUGGUACCACCAGUGCUUCUUCUCCAACCUCAACGGCGUCUACUACAAGGGCGGGAGAUAUUCCAUCAAGAACCGGAAGAUGCUGGGGCCGGACGGGAUCGUGUGGUAUUCCUGGAAGGACACGGACUAUUAUUCCCUCCGGAAGGUGGUGAUGAUGAUCCGGCCCCGCACGUUCCGGCCCCGCCUCUCCCCGUGACGGAUCCCGCGGAACGUCGGGAACGGGGAGGGCCGGGAACGCUCCGGGGAAAAAAAACUGUUGGCUUUGGGAGGGAAUCCAUCCAAGGGGGAUCCAACAGGGAAUCGCUCCGGGUCGGGGGGCGGGAGCUCUCCUGGGAACGCUGAGAUGAUUCCUGGGAAGGGCUUUGGGCAUUCCCGGGAGUAAAUCCCGUUGUUCCGGUGGUGGGAAUCGACUCCGAACCGACACUGGAGCUCCGGCGACGUUCCAGGAGGAAGCAGAGGACCGGGAAUCCCGGAAGAGUUUUCCAUGUGGAAUGCCAUGGACCAGCUGUUAUCCCAUGGGAUGAGCGUCCCUCCGCUCCGGGCAGAGCUUUGGAAGACCCGGAAACUCCCGAAGAUCCUGAAGAUCCUGAGGAUCCACCACCA